Molecule: messenger RNA, 2210 nt
Organism: Salvelinus fontinalis (brook trout)
Lineage: Eukaryota; Metazoa; Chordata; Actinopteri; Salmoniformes; Salmonidae
Exons: 14
Coding region: 260-1948 (562 amino acids)
Molecular function (GO): protein binding
Source: RefSeq, a predicted model, not a curated record
GUGAAGAUUAGCGAAUUUGCGCAGAUCCUUGCUCAAACGUAUCCCCUCAAACACGCUCACACAGGCUAUCCACCAUUGUUGUCAUCAGCGAUGAGACACGUAUAUGGAAACGAUUGACUGGACAGAGAAAGGACAACAAACUAGUGAAACACGGUAGAAACACUUAAACAUGAAUGUCGCAUGACCCACAAGCCUAGUGAAACAUUGUAGACAUAAUACUCUGGAACAGUUGUUGGCGCUUGUAGAAUAAGGGUUUCAGAUGGGGGAGGUGAGAAAACUCCAGAAGAAAUUGAGACAGAUUGAGAAUCUGGAGAUCAACAUUUCUCAAUCUCUCACUCCAGAAGAAAGAGUUAAGAUCUCCAGGAAGGCGGAGCUCCGCACCAGAUUGGCUGAACUUCUGCUGCAGCUUUCUGGCCCCCAGCAAACUCCGGGGAUUGUGGGAGGAGGAAAACAUGAGAAGAUGAAAAGACAAGUUGAAGCCACCUCUGAGGCUCUUCCAUCACACAGCCCCUCUGCUACCAAGAUCCCCAAGGGAGAAGCAGAGCCAGCAGGCCGACAGAAGAAGACAGGCAGUCAGAAGGAGACGGUAACAAGGGGAGAGACAGGAAGAAAGGAGGAGACGGGAGGACGGAGAGAGACAGGAGCAGGGGGAGAGCAGUCAGAGCCCUGUCUAGCUGUGACCGACACAAGCCCCAAGGAAAACCAGGAAGGAAUACCACCGUUCUCCAUGCACUGUAAUUUACACAUUGAUGCCGAGUUUACAUCUCUCAAAGCAUCAUGGGAGAAAGCCAAGUUUCGCUUGAGGUCGCUGGAGGGUCACAGUGACAUCGUCACCUGUGUGGUUGCUGUUGACAACCUGGUGAUCUCCGGCAGUCGAGACACAACAGUAAAGGUGUGGCACGUUCCUACGGCAACCGAGCAGCGGAAUCUGGGAGGUCACACUGGUGGAGUCACCUGUCUAUCUGCCCCACCGCCUGAAUACUGUAGGAGACUCGCCUGGGAACUGUCUCUGGGAGACAAGGAGAGGUUCAUCCUGAGUGGUUCAGCGGACUCUUGUGUGAGGAUCUGGGCUUUAAGCACGGGCCAGUGUGUAAAGUCCAUCUACACCUUUAACGCGGUGACUGCUCUCUGCUUUGUGCCUGAAGGCGAUGGCUACAUCAUCACUGGAUCAGAUGGGGGUAAAGUCCAGGCCUGGAGCUGGCAAACCAUGCACAACUGUCAAUCAAUCAAUGCCCAUGAGGAGGCUGUGACCUCCCUACAGUCUCAGGGUCCCCUGGUGUUCAGCAGCUCAGCAGAGGGUGGGGUGUCUGUGUGGGAGGGGCUCUGCACCAACCGCGACCCCCUGCAGCUGUUACAUCAUUGGGACGCAACGGUAACGGGCUGCGGGAGUCAGGAAGGUCGUCUGACCCUCAGUCCCCGUGGUGACAGGCUCUUCGUUGCCUACGGCAGAGCCAACCUCAGGAUUCUCAACUGGAGGACAGGCACCGUGUCCAGGCUAACCAAUCACAGCAGCAUCGCUGGAGUAACAGAUUGUGUACAUCAGACAGGGGGACUCCUCAUUGGCUCAUGCUACGAUUUGUCGAAUGGGGAAAGCACCUUGAACUUGUUCUCUCUACCUCAGUGCAGGUACCUGGCCUCGCUGACCUGGGCGGAUGCUCCGAGAAUCCUUUGCUUUGCGGCGUGGCUCACGGGCAGUGGGGGUCACCGCUGGGUCACCGGGGGUCGUGCCCUUACGGUGUGGGAGCAGCUCCCCAGCUCCGGUCAGCAGAGGGGUGAUGUCACAACGAAGCGAGACAACCGAUUGGACGCCUCCCUGAUGGAAUCAGAGGGAGAUUCCGAGGACGAGGAGGACAGUGAUGAUUACGAUGAUGACAAAGAAGAGAACUACACAUCCCAAGAUGCACCAGAGUCGGGCUCAACGUCGUGGCUUCGCUGUGUUCUCCAGUGAGAGCCAGUUUCACGCCACCCGCCACCACCAAGCCCAAGACGCUGCGCCUCACAGCAUGAAGAGCAACAAAGGCGAGAGGAAGGGAGUGAGGGGGCCAGUGGAGAUGGAUUAGAGAGGGGGGGGGGGUGAAGUGUGACAGAUUGAGAGAGUGGCGGAGGUGGAAAGAGAGCAUACGGAGAGGGAGUGAGUGCGAGCGAGAGACCGAUCAUUUCCCAUGUAAAUGUUGUCGUUUCAUGUAUGCAAUAAAGCUGUCAUACUGUGA